Closterium sp. Naga37s-1 is the source of this 819-nucleotide messenger RNA. The record is from the annotation of a GenBank genome assembly. Lineage: Eukaryota; Viridiplantae; Streptophyta; Zygnematophyceae; Desmidiales; Closteriaceae.
AUGCUCUCAAUCUUACAGCACCCUCUAAUGCCAGGAGGCGCCAUCAGGAAUGACGUGGCUGACCUGCUAGAUGCCCCCAUGUGGCACACCAUUUUCCGGCCUUGGGCUAAUCCUCGCUCUCCCUCUCUCUUUCUUCUUAGUCGAAACAUUUCUCAUCUUACCGAACACUUCCUCACCUGCCAGGUGGACGUGGUUGACCUGCUGCCCGGCCCCAUCUGGCACAUCAUCUUCCGCCACCUGCUGAAGAAGCGGGGUGACUCCUGGGGCGCAUGGCAGUGGGGGGGAGGCAGCGACUCGUAUGAGGAGAACCCGAGGCGAUUCGGCUCCUCCUGGCCUGUGCUGUGCUGUGGCAUGGCCAGCACGAGGCUCUUCCGUCAUGUCAUCUCCUUCUGUGUGAGUCAUCAUCAUGUGCUGCUCCCUUCUCCCUUCCCCCUUCCCCCUUUCCCCUUCGCCCACCUGCUUCUUUACCGCCAUGUCAUCUCCUUCUCCGUGCGUCGUCAUCAUCAUGUGCUGCUCCCCUCAUUCCAUUCCACCCACGUGCUUCUUCACCACCAUCAUGGUGCUGUCAUGGAGCGCGAGCCCAUCCCGCUCCUAGUGGACACUCACGAGCCCCGGCUGGCAGGAAUGCUCUCCUUUUUCCUCAGAAACGCCGCUCACACAUCCCUCAAUCUCCAGCUCAAAUCCUCCGACGACCUACCCAGCCUCACCCGUCUUUUGGAGCCGGUCGCGCGCUCCCUCGCUGGCCUGUGCCUUGACGUGCGGGACUCUCCCGGGCCUUUGCUGGAUCCGGCCUUUCUCGGGGAGUUUCAGCAGCUGUAG